AUGCUAGAAGUCGCCACGCAUACCCUCCAGGAAAACCCUAACGACAUCCGCCAGUCUUUCUAUCGCACCAUUGCCCUUCCACCCACCGACCAACGAAUCGAUCAAGCCUUCCCUUCGCCUGCUCUGAUUCCCGCUCGUUCUAUCGGAGGAAUGGGGAUUCACUAUGAACACCCGAUGGUUUCUGAGAAGGGGCGGGCCCCGAUAGAGCUCCUACCUGUGGAGAUUUUCGGUGGGUCUUUUGUGCUGUCAUUCAUCUCAUCCCCCCAACGCUGCUUGUCGUCUCGCUGACCCUGCCCAAAGAUCAAAUCAUCCCCCAGCUCGCAAUCGAGAUGCCUACCAAUGGCUAUAGCCCUAGGAACAAGGAUUUGGCAUCGUGCUUGCUCGUCUCCCGCACCUUCUACAUUGCCACCCUGUCGACCUUGUAUUCCAAGGUUGCCUUCCCCCACUCGUCCAUCUUCUCAAAGUUCCUGGCACAGAUCUCCAAGUAUCCCGAGUUGGGCUAUUUGGUGAAGAGGCUGGACUUCUCCUACUUUACUUCUGUGGGCUUGGGCAGGACCAAGCGUAUGAAUCAUGAGAUCCAGAAAUUGACCGCGACCACUCUGCGCACUUGUCUCGAUAUUACUCCCAAUCUGCGAGAGUUCCUUGCCUCUGAGGGUAUGGAUGAAGAUGUGGAUGAGAGAGUGCUAGAGAAAUUAUUCUGCGAGCUUCCCCGGCUUAAUGGGGUGGACUUUUGCGCUGCUACUGCGAGAUGCUUUAAGAAUGGUGUUUUGAGUGUCAUUUCUCCCGGAAACCCACGUUUGCCCAUGACCCUUCCCAUUAGAAGGCUUGGCAUGCACGGUUGUAACACGCUCCCCUCGUCGGUUUAUGCCACCUUGCUGCCCCGAUUGCCCAAUUUGACACACCUGGACUUGACUCAUACUCAAAUCACCGACGAUACACUGCAUGCUCUACCCCAUACUGCGAAGCUCACCCAUCUGUCUCUGUCCAAGUGCAACCGCUUGACAGGCCCCGCCGUCGUCGAUUUCCUCACCAACCAUCCCGCCACCCGGGAUUUGGUUUACCUCAAUCUCUUGUUUGAUACGGGCAGGUACCGUCUGCUGUCCACCACGGAUGUAGAUGUGCUUCUCCCCUUCUUGCCCACUGCCCUUCGCUCCCUGAAUCUCUCCGGGGCAAAGGUCACCAGAGACCAUGUCCCCGAACUUCGGAGGCUUUCCAGGCAUCUUGAAGAGCUGUCCAUCGGAUAUGCCGAUUUGAGCAUCGCCGAUUUGAACCUUAUCAUCCGGCAGGACGGGCCCCGCCAUGACGGAGCAAGGUCGAACCUUCACUAUCUAGACCUUACCGGAAUACCCUCCGUUAACCCGUCCACCCUCGUCGAUACCAACAAGUGCCAACUCCUCGUGCCUUCCUCCUUUCCACUGCAAGUAUUGGAGCUCAAUGAGAAGGUCACCGACGGCCUGAAGGAGCGGCGCAUCUCGGCCAAGAAAUUGGGGUGGGCCGUCGAAAGCAAGCACCGACGAGCAUGGUACGUCAGGGCUGGGCCUGGAACCGUCCCUGGCUCUGAGAAGAUUGCCAAGUGUUUGACGGAGGAAACUGGUUCCCGUUCCUGGAAGAUGGGCGGAAAGCGGUGGGGUGGGCGGAAGGUUGGUGUCGUAUACGGCGAAGUUACGGGGAUCUACGGAUACUAUGGAUAUGGGUACUAGAUACUCCGCUUUGAUCUUUGACGCCAAUGGUCUCAUCUUGCAGUUUUUUUUCUUUUUUUUUUGUAUAAACUAGGGGUGUUGUACGAGGUUGUAUCAUUUCUCCUCUCUUUUUAUCUUCUCUUCCCUCGCUUCUUAAUCUUUGCGAGUCGGGGGGUCUUGUUUCUUUUCCCUUUUCCCUUUCCUUUUCCUCUUACCACGGCCUCAAUUGGCUAGGGUGACAUUCUCGGUGUUUUUCUUUUUCUGCAUAUUAAGCAUCAGACUUUGGGAGGGCUAACGGCGAACUUCAUUAUCGGCUUUCCCUUUCUUAUUUCCCUUUUUCCCUUCCUUUCUGUAUCGAUAGCUCUCAUAUCCGGUGUUUCAUAUUAUCUUUUUCAUAGCAUGGCCGGGAGCUAUCAUGGCAUAGUUGCUAUGUGGAUUUGUAUGACCUCGAAACUGAAAAAUACAGAAAAGUUUUUUGAUGUAUAAAUUUACUGGUGUUCGCCGUGUAGAAAUGGAGGUGAGAGAAGUGCAGAACUCCGGAGUGAACAAUUACUCUUUUCCCCGAGUGGGCACGUACUCGAGUACAUGCCGGCAGCGGAAUUAUGGUGCUCGAGUACCAGUGAUGGAGGUGCGGCAGAAUGAAGUGAGCCAGCCAAUCGCCACUCGUGGAGGGGGUACGGUACCGGUACUCGAGUAGAAGAUGGUUAGGUUUCCACAGAGAUC
This is a messenger RNA of Tuber aestivum (summer truffle), 2402 nucleotides long. The record is from the annotation of a GenBank genome assembly. Lineage: Eukaryota; Fungi; Ascomycota; Pezizomycetes; Pezizales; Tuberaceae.